Messenger RNA from Rattus norvegicus (Norway rat), 1997 nucleotides. It is a transcript of the gene Tspyl4, whose product is annotated as TSPY-like 4. Gene Ontology annotation, biological process: nucleosome assembly. Lineage: Eukaryota; Metazoa; Chordata; Mammalia; Rodentia; Muridae. The coding region runs from base 58 to 1281 and encodes 407 amino acids. Gene Ontology annotation, cellular component: nucleus. The record is from RefSeq and is marked provisional. The transcript has a single exon.
UGCCCUGCGUCUGCAGAGAACAAGGAAAGCUUCUCUGCAGGGCUGUCAGCUGCCAAAAUGAACGGCGUGGAAGGGAACAACGAGCUCCCUCUCGCUAACACCUCGACCUCCGCCCUUGUCCCGGAAGAUCUGGAUCUGAAGCAAGACCAGCCGCUCAGCGAGGAAACUGACACGGUGCGGGAGAUGGAGGCUGCAGGUGAGGCCGGUGCGGAGGGAGGCGCGUCCCCCGAUUCGGAGCACUGCGACCCCCAGCUCUGCCUCCGAGUGGCUGAGAAUGGCUGUGCUGCCGCAGCGGGAGAGGGGCUGGAGGAUGGUCUGUCUUCAUCAAAGUGUGGGGACGCACCCUUGGCGUCUGUGGCAGCCAACGACAGCAAUAAAAAUGGCUGUCAGCUUGCAGGGCCGCUCAGCCCUGCUAAGCCAAAAACUCUGGAAGCCAGUGGUGCAGUGGGCCUGGGGUCGCAGAUGAUGCCAGGGCCGAAGAAGACCAAGGUAAUGACUACCAAGGGCGCCAUCUCUGCGACUACAGGCAAGGAAGGAGAAGCAGGGGCGGCAAUGCAGGAAAAGAAGGGGGUGCAGAAAGAAAAAAAGGCAGCUGGAGGAGGGAAAGACGAGACUCGUCCUAGAGCCCCUAAGAUCAAUAACUGCAUGGACUCCCUGGAAGCCAUCGAUCAAGAGCUGUCAAAUGUAAAUGCGCAAGCUGACAGGGCCUUCCUCCAGCUGGAACGCAAAUUUGGGCGGAUGAGAAGGCUCCACAUGCAGCGCCGAAGUUUCAUCAUCCAAAACAUCCCAGGUUUCUGGGUCACAGCGUUUCGGAACCACCCGCAACUGUCACCGAUGAUCAGUGGCCAAGAUGAAGACAUGAUGAGGUACAUGAUCAAUUUAGAGGUGGAGGAGCUUAAGCACCCAAGAGCAGGGUGCAAAUUUAAGUUCAUCUUCCAAAGCAACCCCUACUUCCGAAAUGAGGGGCUGGUCAAAGAGUACGAGCGCAGAUCCUCAGGUCGAGUGGUGUCGCUCUCUACGCCAAUCCGCUGGCACCGGGGUCAAGAACCCCAGGCCCAUAUCCACAGGAAUAGAGAGGGGAACACGAUUCCCAGUUUCUUCAAUUGGUUCUCAGACCACAGCCUCCUAGAAUUCGACAGAAUAGCUGAAAUUAUCAAAGGGGAGCUUUGGUCCAAUCCCCUACAAUACUACCUGAUGGGCGAUGGGCCACGCAGAGGAGUUCGAGUCCCACCAAGGCAGCCAGUGGAGAGUCCCAGGUCCUUCAGGUUCCAGUCUGGCUAAGCUCUGCCCUCGUGAGAAGCUCUUACAGAAGAGUCCUUACCACCUUCUCAGCUUGGCUAGCAGCAUGCAGCCUUCUGUCUGCUUUCUCUUCCUUGGAUUGUGUCCUUUGGUUCUUCUAAGUCUCCGGUAGUUUCAAGGUUGUGGCUUCCAAGUCUUUGCUCUUCUUUCUCUUGGCCAUCACGAUGUCCUGCAUAGUGUUAAUGGUGUUCCAAGUGCAUGGCCUCCAAACUGCUUCUAUGCCAAGCUCACGUGCUGUAGUUUGUACUGCUUUUCUUUGCAUGGCUUGGUUCCUGUCUGUGAUCUUCUAGGUUUUUUGUUUUCUUUUUUAAAAGUGGUUCUCUAUCAAAAGAAAGCUUGACAUAUCCUUACCAAGAACUAGCCAGAUUUCAUACUGUGUUCCCGAUAUCUAUGUACUGUGAAGAACUGUGAGUUUCGCCACUGCAAGAUGGGACUGUAUCCCAAUCCAGCCAUCAGCCCAACAGGACAUUCCAAGCUGUCACCAACUGAUCCUAGCUGUCUUCCUGGGCCUUUGCCAUUUACCCUGCUUUUUAUCUAUAGAAUGAGCAGGUGGCUGGUAGGUGACUACUAGGUAAGAGUGAAGUAUUAGGUGAGGAGUGUUUUCUGUCACCACAUUGUUCUUGUACCAAUGCAUCAUGAUCAGCUUGGAUCAGCUACUGACUGUCUGAUAUUUCUAACCCCCAACACAAAAAAAAAAA